AUCGAACAUAUUUGAACAGAGGCGAGAUUGGGUGGGACUUUUCGGAUAAAGUUUCACCUUUUAUCGAUCCUCGCAGUUGAGACUCGAUCUAGUGUCCACCUGGUUCUAGAAGGUUCUCGGCGGUUCUAGAAGGCAAGGAUCUACAUCUACUUCUACAGCUCUUUAAUCUUGUGGAAAAGACCGAUCUCGUGGCCUCUGCUAGGCGUUGCUUAAGGGACCCGCGAUUUUCCAGCAACCGGAGGAGCCGUUUUCUGCACGUUUACUGUCAAAAACAGAUUUUAUUCGGAAUUGUUUUUAACACUUACUAAUAAUGGCUCGUUGGGGCGAAGGAGAUCCCAGGUGGAUCGUAGAGGAGAGGCCUGAUGCCACUAAUGUUAACAACUGGCAUUGGACGGAGAAAAACGCCUGUUCUUGGUCACAGGACAAGCUGAAAGAGCUUCUGCUCAAUUUGAAAAUCGAGUCUGACCUCGCUCUCUGCACAGUGACCGAAAUGGACAGGAUCGAGGGCGAGGCAGUUGCAAACAACAGAAAAGGUAAACUGAUUUUCUUCUACGAAUGGGAUAUGACUCUUACCUGGAAGGGAAGGCUGAAAGGCGGUACAAAAGAGUGCGAAGGGAAAAUUCAAAUCCCUAAUCUCAGCGAGGAAAAUGAUAUUUCUGAAGUUGAGGUCACAUUCACCUUAAAAGAAUCCUCCGAUGAGGGCGAUGUCUUGAAAGAGUUCCUUCGUCAUCAAGGUCAAGAAGUCGUCAGGGAGAAGCUUAAAGCAUAUGUUGCUUCAUUAAAAGAAGAAUUUUCUAAAGGGAUGAUAUUGCCAAAAAAAGGUUCUGAGGAUGAGCACAAAGAGCAAAUGACUAUUCUUUCAUCUGGUUUCUCAGCAAAGAUGCAGAUGAACAAUAUUCAAAGUUCCAUCAAUAACAAGAUCAAGACGAAUACGAAGGAGUUAAAAAAUCUUAAAGAUACUCAGGUCUUUCAGUGUACAGGCGAGGAUUUUUAUAGGGCGAUGACAACGCCAGAAAUGGUCUGUGCGUUCACAAACGGCCCGUCCGUCGUCGAAGCCAGGAACGGAGGGAAAUUCUCCCUCUUCGGUGGAAAUAUAUACGGCGAAUUUCUCGAAUUAGUACCUAAUAAAAAAAUCGUACAGAAAUGGAGGCUGAAAAGUUGGCCUGACGAUCAUUUCUCGACGGUUACACUCAUCAUCGAUCAACAAGAAGAUCACACAGUCGUUAAAGUAAACCAAGCAGGGAUUCCACAAAGUGAUGUUGAAAGAACAAAAGAAAACUGGACUCGGUAUUACUGGGAUGCAAUAAAAAGGACUUUUGGAUGGGGAUACUUCAUGUGAUCCUCCUAUAGAGAUAAUUGAGUAAGUUAGGCCAAGGAGUGGAGACUUACGAUGAACUUGAGUAUGCAAAUAUUUAAUAUUUCAUACAAUAAGGUGGGUGAUUUGGUUUCCCCGAUGCUUGUCGGUAUUUCUGAAAGUGAAGAAGAAACAUCUUAGCUUAACUUAAACCAUUUUUAUACAAAUAUAAUAAGUAAUGAGCA
This is a messenger RNA of Cimex lectularius (bed bug), 1539 nucleotides long. Its product is annotated as activator of 90 kDa heat shock protein ATPase homolog 1. Gene Ontology annotation, molecular function: protein-folding chaperone binding; ATPase activator activity. Bases 311 to 1339 code for a protein of 342 amino acids. The transcript has 8 exons. Gene Ontology annotation, biological process: protein folding; positive regulation of ATP-dependent activity. The record is from RefSeq and is a predicted model, not a curated record. Gene Ontology annotation, cellular component: cytosol. NCBI's taxonomy places the organism in Eukaryota, Metazoa, Arthropoda, Insecta, Hemiptera, Cimicidae.